AAUCGAGUUGUCAGUUUCUAUCGAUUGUUGUCAAAAGCCGCUUAUAGAAAACCUUAACACUCCAUCCCUAAAAGCCUUAACAGCCAAGUAGGUAACAAACAAGCACAAAUACCAAGUCAUCGUGGCUCAUUGGAAAUCGCCUCGCUUUUAAACUAAAAAGUUCUCUUGCUUUUCAAUAAUAAAAUGGCUUUGGAAGCUUUAGUCGGAAUAAAAGAAGAUCUUUUUAAAACGGACAGGUACAAAGUGGACAGUGACAGCUAUGAUGUAGGCAAUUUCAAAGAUUGCCUGAACCUGGAGCUCGCACCUAUGGCAUACCCUGAUUCUGCCAUUGCCGAGUUUACUCAGGAUGAAGCUGGCAGGCCGAUUAAAAUUCAAAUUGACCAUGGUACAACCACUCUCGGAUUUGUCUAUAAAAACGGCGUAAUCCUGGCCGUCGAUUCGAGAGCGACUGGCGGAAAAUACAUCGGUUCCCAGGGGAUGAAGAAAAUCGUCGAGAUAAACCAAUUCCUCCUGGGCACAAUGGCCGGUGGUGCUGCAGACUGCGUUUACUGGGACAGGGUCUUGGCGAAACAGUGCAGGAUGUAUGAAUUGCGUAACAAGGAAAGAAUUUCGACAGCAGCCGCUUCAAAAAUCAUGUCAAAUAUGGCAUACAGUUAUAAAGGAAUGGGCCUGUCAAUGGGCAUGAUGAUCGCUGGUUGGGACAAAAGGGGACCUUCUUUAUAUUACGUUGAUUCUGAAAGCACACGUACGCAGGGAAAUGUUUUCUCUGUUGGCUCUGGUUCAGUUUAUGCUUUUGGCGUGUUGGAUGCUGGUUACAAUUUUAAUUUGACAGAUGAAGACGCUUAUGAAUUAGGGCGUAGAGCCAUUUAUCAGGCUACAUUCAGAGAUUCCUACUCUGGGGGUCUCAUUAGAGUUUAUCAUAUGAAAAAUACUGGAUGGGAAUGUAUAUCAGUACAAGAUUGUAAGGACCUUCACUACAAAUACUAUCCUACUGAAUAAACACGUCGUUUGCAUUUUUUGCAUUAAAAAUAAUUCUUUUUUUCAAUGUAUCGUCAAUAAAUAUAAUUUACAUUUAA
Messenger RNA from Cimex lectularius (bed bug), 1076 nucleotides. RefSeq names its product proteasome subunit beta type-5-like. NCBI's taxonomy places the organism in Eukaryota, Metazoa, Arthropoda, Insecta, Hemiptera, Cimicidae. The transcript is spliced from 5 exons. Gene Ontology annotation, cellular component: proteasome core complex. Gene Ontology annotation, molecular function: threonine-type endopeptidase activity. The record is from RefSeq and is a predicted model, not a curated record. The coding region runs from base 184 to 999 and encodes 271 amino acids.